Messenger RNA from Radiomyces spectabilis, 2266 nucleotides. Its product is annotated as Rgp1-domain-containing protein. NCBI's taxonomy places the organism in Eukaryota, Fungi, Mucoromycota, Mucoromycetes, Mucorales, Radiomycetaceae. Gene Ontology annotation, biological process: retrograde transport, endosome to Golgi. Gene Ontology annotation, cellular component: Ric1-Rgp1 guanyl-nucleotide exchange factor complex; Golgi membrane. The transcript is spliced from 10 exons. The record is from RefSeq and is a predicted model, not a curated record. Bases 83 to 2131 code for a protein of 682 amino acids.
CCUGCUUGUCCACCAUUGACGUUGAUUCCCAUUCGGCCAAAAGAAACGAUUCAGACUUGUCCCCAUUGCUGCCUCCUUUGCAAUGAGUAUUCUGGUCACCACUACCUUUUCACAAGGUGCCGUUUUUUAUGCGGGCGAAACUCUUUCUUGCGUCAUUGCAUUCAGCAAUCCAUUGCCGAAACUAUCCAAAGGACCGAGCGCAUCCACGUCGUCACCUUCGUCCAUUCAUACGAAACGUCCCGGCACACGUCACCAAUCCCCUCCGCCCAACACAGGAACCUCGUUUCAUCACAGUCGCUCCCAAUCCGUAUCCUCGGUUGACAUGUCAAAAGCACCAGCACCUCAACCAGACAUGGAUGCAUCGCUACCAAACGAGCAAAGCAAGACACGGUCGCUGAGCUCGCUUGCGUCAUCCACUUUUGCUUUCUUCACGGGCUAUCCAACAAAAGAAGAAUCCGAGGUCUACACUGCAGCACCGACAAGGACCAGUUAUGCUUUGCAAGAUAAUGAGGAUUUGAAACGGAAUCAUGCAGACGGAACACCAAUAUCCAUUGAACUUGGUUCCAACGAUACCCCGAGAUCCAGCACUGAGGUUCUCCAUUCAUACCAAAGAGAACCUUACGAUGUGAGUCGACGAAGCUCGAUCGAUUCACUCGCCUCCAAUCCCUAUACAGCCAACCAGCCGCCUUCUUCGCUCAAUACACGACGAUUAUCGUACCUGGUCAAAGCACCCUCCACCCCUCCACUGUUGAAAAAGAGCGAGCACUUACUGAUGGGAUUUGCCCAAGUGGUCGGUCACUUCAUUGUCGAUCCUACGCUAAUCAACAACAGCGAAUUCGCGCCACUAAAAAAUCGGACCAUGUAUCGGCCACAGGGUUCCGGUUUUGGUGGAGGAGGAGGAGGCUUGAUGCUGACCAAACCGGAUCAACAGUCCCAAAUACUAGGUGCCCGUAGCACGCCCGUCUUCUCUACUCCGCCUUCCAUUCUGUUUGUCGAUCUGGAUUUAGCACCUGGAGAGACUAAAAAAUUCUCCUAUAAGCUGAAGCUACCCAACGAUAUUCCGCCUACCCACCGAGGCAAAUCUAUUCGAUUCAAUUAUUAUUUGAUCAUUGGCACACAGCGGUCCAACGCACGUCCUGGAAUGCAACCACAGGGCCAGGUAGUACAGAUUCGAUUUCGUGUACUGAACCAUGUCUGUGAGGAUGGAUCAAGGCCGAUCUAUGAUCUCAUGAACCCGGUCGUUUGGUACAAAGACGAAGCGGCCAUUCAGAGCUUUGGAGAAACCGAUAAAAAGCCGAAAGCUCCUCAUAAACCGCGCAACAAAACAGAGGAUGAAAAGGAACGCCAGUCUUUUAUGGAUUACAUUGAAGAGCUUUUGGAUAAGAGCACAGAAAAUCAAUCCUCAGUGGAAGAGAUUACCCGACGUGAAAGUGAUGCCUACGAUGAACGAAAACUGGACAAGGAACAAACCGAUGACGAGGAAGAAAAUAUGCCCGGUUAUAUCUACCGGAAAACAUGUGUACAAAUAGUAUCAAGGAUCACCAAUAGCAGUCGAAAAGCAAUGUAUGACUUGUGCAAAAACAAUCAGCGAGUGGCCCAGCUUCAUCUGAUAAAAACAGCUUACCGACUUGGGGAGCCUGUGAUGGGGGUGCUGGACUUUGAUGGGGCGGCUUUACUCACGUACAAGGUAUCCAUUCUACUUGAAAGCGUGGAGGUGGUCGAAUCUAGCAUCGCCCUUCGUCAACCACAGCAUAUCGCGCGGGUUUCGCGAAAAUGCCACGCCGAGUUUCAUUCAUUUUGUCUGUACAAUCAGCGAUUAAGCUUCUCCCUUCCCAUUCCUUCCAUUGCUUCACCCGAGUUCCAAACGACAGGAGUCAAACUACAAUACCAUUUGAAAUUUCAAUUUGUCACGAAUAUCCAACCGCCUGUCACUGAAGCCAAACCUUCCGCCUCCUCUCCGGCUGCACCAAAUAUUCCUAUUAAUACCGAUGAAAAGCAUCGACAUUAUCAAUGUCUUCAAGAUAUAGAAGUAAGCACUUUUGAUUGUCAAAUCCCUAUCCGCGUGUAUGGGUCUCCCGGCGGGGCGGAUCGUGCUCUGUAUGGGCAACCGCAUACCUUUGUUGUGUCAUAGCCGUGCGGCUGUGGUAGAACACGAAUACGGCAGAAAAACAAAGGAAUCAUCAUACCACUCACUAUUACACUAUAUAUAAAAAUUACACAUAAAGGUCCACUGUACGUUUCUUGUACAUAUACUCCUAGUUCAAGG